ACAGAAUAGAACAAUAUCUGAUUUUCUAAAAAAUUUGAAUUGGAUUUGAAAUACAAUUAAAAGUUCAAAAAUCAAAAUGUCUAAUUGUUACUGUUAAAACUCAAAAAGUCUUUUAAUUUAUCAUGUGAAAUAAAUGAAGCGUUUUAUGUUAGAACAAAUUAUUAGAUUUUUAAUUGGCUAUACAAUUGAUUGAUUAAAUACACAAUGAUUAUAUUAUUAUAGUGUGCAUAAAUAUGAACAAUAUUUUAAAAAUAUAUUUUUACAUUAUUUACAUUAUCAUACAUCAUAGUUGUAAUUUUUCUUGUUUAGUUGUUAAUGUUAAAGACCAGGAUGGCAGUGUUAUAAAAGAAAUAAUAUAUGCAAAUAUAACAGAUGAUACAAUUACAGUAGAAUUACAACUUCCUGACUCUACAUUGAUCACACAGCAUAUUGAUUUCACAAAGGAAGUUCAAAUAGUGCAAGUGUUGUUGCUUGGAGAAGAAGAACGUGGUCAAAAGCCAUAUCAAAUACUUUGUUUUGUAAAUCAUGUACAAGCAAAUGAAUUUAUUUCACCAGAUGCAAUGUCAAAACUCAGACAAAAAAAUCCAGGUACAAUUCGAGUUGCAGAAGAUAAUAAAGGUGUAUUUAAUUUUACGAUAGAUAUGAAAAUUAAAUUAAAAGAUAGCAUUUUUAUAUCACAGCAUGUCGGAUCAUUAUGUUCUGAAGCAUUAGAUACAACUUUCACUAGCAAAGUUGACAUUGAUAAAUGGGCUACUGUACCAGGCAUGUACUUGGGAAAUUUGUUACAAGCUGUUGAAUAUAUUAACUAUAAAGCACCAAACUCUAAUUUAAAACUAUGUCGAGAUACAGGUAAAGUCUGGUCACACUGUUUAUGUUCAAUGAAAGUAAGCAUUCCUUGGUAUCCUUGUGCAUUAAAAUUCUGCAAAGAUCAUAUUGGUAAAAAAUCAACAGCAGUUGAUAGUUAUCGAUGUGGUAUACAAACUUGUGGUAAAAUUAUGAAUUUUAUGUAUAGUGUUAAACACAAGCAACAUUGUUUGACAAUUGAAUAACACAUUGUAUUGUAUUGUAUUAUUGUUAUGUAUUAAUAAGGUAAUGUAAAUUUCUCUGUUGUAUGUAAAUAAAUAAAUGUAUAAAUAAAUUUUGUAUUUACAUUUUUUUAUAAUUGAUUAAAAUUUACUUGAAAACAA
Messenger RNA from Aphis gossypii (cotton aphid), 1187 nucleotides. RefSeq names its product out at first protein (gene oaf). The record is from RefSeq and is a predicted model, not a curated record. The coding region runs from base 234 to 1049 and encodes 271 amino acids. Lineage: Eukaryota; Metazoa; Arthropoda; Insecta; Hemiptera; Aphididae. The transcript has 5 exons.